This is a messenger RNA of Contarinia nasturtii (swede midge), 997 nucleotides long. RefSeq lists its product as uncharacterized. Lineage: Eukaryota; Metazoa; Arthropoda; Insecta; Diptera; Cecidomyiidae. The record is from RefSeq and is a predicted model, not a curated record. The transcript has 2 exons. The annotation marks the transcript as partial.
AUGGAGAAAUGUGCCAGAAAUUCAUUGGCUUCAAGAAAAAAAAUUUAUGAUGAAAAUAACAAUAAAAUUGAAUGGCGUUACAUUGAAAAUCUUUAUCACUAUUCAAACUCUAGUGAUUUCCGUGCACAUAAGCUAACUAAAAAACACAUUGAAUUCAAGCGACACGAAAUGAAUGUAAGAAUUGCUGCUGAAACUUUCAGCAAAUCAGUUGCAGAUAGCUUACAAUUUUUGAUGGAUCAAGGUGUUGAAGAAUUUCAAGGCGCCAAAUCCACCAUUAAAUUUAUUAGGGGCAUGGAUAGAUUAGCUUUGUCAGCUAACAAUAAACGUGUCGUCUUUGAUUUCCUUCGCAAAUUUGGUGAAUAUUUCAAAACUCUUACUGUCGAUGAAGAAUAUAUUAUCCGGAAAGCGACUCCUAUUGCAGCAGCUUUAAAGAUUAUUAAAAGAGUGCCACUUUUGAAGUCUCGAGUGAACACCGCAUUUCUUGGAUUCAUUAUGGAUUCACUUUCAUUGUUUGAAAUGUUUAAAGAGUAUGUUGAAGAAGCCCAUUUUCUGGACAAUAUGUUUACCUAUAAUCUACUCCAAGAUGUCAUUGAAAUGUUUUUCGGUCGAAUCAGGGCAUGUGGUGGAUUCAAUAAUAAUCCAAAUAUUCAACAAUUUAAAGGUGCAUAUCGUAAACUUCAAUCUAAUAUAAAGAUAGAUUUAUCUGAGAAGAGCAAUUGUCGUGCUUUUGAUUUGGACUUGCCAGAGACUUGCUUUUAUUCGGAUAUCUAUUUUGUUUCAUCAAAGAGAGCGAAGAUUGUUAUGGACGAAAAUGUCUAUGAAGCGCAAAAGGAUUCCAUACUCAAUGAAUUGGCUGAAAGUGCAGGAGUUGAUACAACUGAUACAUUUGAUCCGAUCGAAAUUACUGACGUUUUGUCCCGUUUGUCAAACUUGGACGUUAAUUCGGAAUUUAUGAUUCAACAUAUUGCAUCAGAGAUCGAAAUGAAAAUAAUGACAU